AUGCCUUUCUAUCACCAGCCUGGACCUCAAGCCCAAGAUCGCAGUACGCCGACCUCGGCCAGCUCACAGCACGCCGCAUAUGGCGCGCAAACCCAACUCGAUAGCCCUGCUGACUACCGCCCGCAAAUGGUCCCAUUCAACGGAAGGAACGGUCACAGUCAGCCCAGCAGCCAAGGCCACCACCAGCAGCGAGUCCCUCCACAACAGUGGCGCCAGCAACAGAGCCAGCAUCCGCAAAUACGUGCAAGACCUAUGCACCCAGCUAACGCCAUGGCACCUCACGCACCUGCUAAGCAGCACAAGCCAGCAGGAGGAAGCGCUGUCACAACGCUCCUUCCCUAUUGCACCGCCGAUGUCCCGCUGAACGAGAGCCAAGUCCUCGCGGUCACGGACGUCGCUGGCAGUUUAAAGGAACUGGUUCUGCUGGCGCUGGGCGCAAAGGACGGCGGUGCUGAAUGUGCAAGUAGACUGAGAAGUGCACUAGGCAGCGAGCAGGCCGUGGCUGGCAUUUUGGACUUCUUCUCGGGUGAGUUUGAGUUUGAGUAG
Didymella exigua CBS 183.55 is the source of this 546-nucleotide messenger RNA. RefSeq lists its product as uncharacterized. Lineage: Eukaryota; Fungi; Ascomycota; Dothideomycetes; Pleosporales; Didymellaceae. The record is from RefSeq and is a predicted model, not a curated record. The transcript has a single exon. Bases 1 to 546 code for a protein of 181 amino acids.